Molecule: messenger RNA, 7234 nt
Organism: Symbiodinium necroappetens
Lineage: Eukaryota; Dinophyceae; Suessiales; Symbiodiniaceae
Source: the annotation of a GenBank genome assembly
AUGUUCGGCAAGCUAUGUCGGCGUGGACCUCACGCCCCUCCUUGCUUACACCAAGGAGGUGAUCAUGGAAGAAGUCCGCAAGCAGGUGAAGGCAGCGCUGGAUGAGCGGGAGAGUGAGAUGAAGAAGUUGCAAAAUGAGAACUUGGAGUUGAAGCAGGUGCUCACGGGCAUGACCGGCCUCCUGCUGUACUUCCUGCACAAUCUUCUGUACCUGGAGCUGAACCCCUCGGCAGCGAGGCUAGAAGGGCACCUCCAGGCCUUGAACAUGUUCUUCAACAAAGGGCAGAAGACGGAAGCCGUGGUGAUCGGAAUUCAUCAUGAAGGAGAUGGUGGGCCUGGUGCGGGUGCUACGACUGGAGAGGACAAUGCCAUGGUAGAUCAUUUGCAUCUUCUGGUGCAAGGGAUGCGACAGCUCCAGCAACUCCAGAUGAACCGCAAGGACCCAGCCGAGGCGGAGGCUGUGAAGGGGAGCGUGGAGCUCCAGCGAAUGCCAGAGCCCGGCGACGCGGCGGUGGAGUUCAAUGACUGGAUGUACAUUACAGAGCAGCAGCUUGGCGCCCUGACGGACAAUGCGAGCUCAUGGUUUGCCAAGUGCCUGGCGUGUGCCAGGGAAGCCUAUAUGCGUUAUCAAGGUGCCUCAGCCUUGGAGCGGCUGAGUGUGGCCCCAAUGUUGACAGAGGAGCUCAAGGAUGCCAAAUGGUUUCGCCUAGAACGUCGAGUGCUUUCACUCCUCCUCGCUGCGAUGCCGAAGGCGGUGAGGGAGGACACGAUCACCCACAGAGUAGAGAGCGUGGCGGGAGUGCUCUACAGGCUACACGUUCUCUACCAGCCGGGCGGGGCAAUGGAGCGCACGGCAAUCCUGAAGCACCUCGAAGGAGCCCCGGGUUCAGAUGAUCCAGGAGAAGUUGUUACGCAGCUACGGCGAUGGAGAAGGUAUUUGGCCCGGGCGGAAGAGAUGUCUGUAGCCCUCCCAGAUGCAAGCUUACAACUUCAUGGGAUCGAGAAGAUCAUAGCCCGGGUGCUGGAGAAGUUUGCUGAUGUGAAGUUUCGUCUUGCUUUGGCAAGAAACGAGCUCAGGCUCUCUUCGGCUCCUACCUCGGAGACGGUGCUGAAGUAUUAUCAGCAUGCUUUGGCCGAGCUCCAACAAGUCACUCCCAGCGUCAAGACCAACCAAGACGGAGCGAGGCUGAAGGGAGCGAGUACAACCACGGCGGCAACUCCUGGGACUGGUGGUUCUGGAUCACCUACCGCUUCGCCGAAGAAAGGAAAGAACCCUUGCAAGUUUUUCCAGAGUGAGGCUGGCUGUAAACGUGGCAACAACUGCGGCUACGCCCAUGAGUUUCUCUCCAAGGCUGAUCGCAAGACGAGGUGUUGGACUUGUGGAGCUGUGGGACAUCGCCAACAGAGCUGCCCAACGACCACCGGUGAUGGGGGAAAGGGCAGUGGCAGACAGCAGGGUCAGUCAACUUCAAAUCCUACGACAAGCGCAACCUCCUCUACCCCAACCGCGGCAAAAGUGCAGGCCUCUACAGUCGAGGCUUCCUCUUCCGAGAACUCAGCUCCUUCGAACUCUACGACGAUUACUUCUACAACCACUUCGGUGCCACAGAAGGACGACGAGGCAGCGGCACAUCGAGAAGAGAUGAAGAAACUCCUCAAGGAGGCAAGCUCCAUGCUUAGCAAGAUCCAGUUGAUGACAAUGCGGGUGGACGACACCAACAAGGCUACUGAGGAUCUGGAGCUGCUACUGAGGUCUGCGGGCAUGGAUCAACAUGGUUUGGCCUUGUUGGACUCUGGAGCCUCACACCCUUUUCGCAACCCGGUGGAUACCAGUGAGUUUGACCAAGCGAAGAGCGUUGGAGUGGAACUUGCAGACGGCCAAAUGGUGGAGCUAAGGCAAACAACCACCGGAACGCUGCUCAAGGAGAAGGGCAGCAAUCCGCAGAGCCCGAUUGUUCCAUUAGGCUCACUUGUGCAACAAUUGGGUUGCUCAAUCAGCUGGUCCCGUAAAUCGGGACUCCAGGUGGUGCACCCCUCCCACGGCGACCUCAAAAUCAAGAUGAAGGGAAGCUGUCCAUACAUUUCCGAAAUGGAAGCGUUACGCUUGAUCGCUGAGAUUGAGGAUAAAAGUCUUGAACGACUACAGCAAGCUACAGUGAGGAGCUUGUGGACAUCUUCAUCUACUACUAUGGCGGUACCUUGGGGUGUCAGCUUGGAUGCCUUCGUGAACACCGGCAAGCGGACGAGUGCUUUGAUGGCUAUGAUGGACCCGAGCUUCCCCCUCGCCUUGGAGACCAGCUCUGAGAAGUUUGGGUUUGUGGGUCCUUCAGAUUUGGACUUGAGUGACGAGUCUGGGCUGAGCUAUUUGAAGUCCCUCCCGGUCAACAGAAGAACCCGAAGGCGGUUGCAUGGGUCGCGUUGGAUUGUCCACCUGUAUGAUGGUAAGAACCAGGCAGCCGCAGAAGAGCUCAGGAAGCUUGAGAAUGAAGAUGUCAUGGUUCUGGAGAUUGACAUUCAGCGCUCCAAGGCCUAUAACAUGAAGGGAUGGAGCAAUGUGAUGAGAGCACUUUUGUGGGCAGCCUGCCGUGGACAGCUGGAAGGAGUACUUGGAAGCCCCCCUCGACAAAAUGGAGAUGAACUGAGGCAGAAGUUGAUGUACUUGUGGAUGGUUGCUGAGCGAGGGUCGGUGGUCAAUAACGUCAAGAAGCCCUUCCUCUUCAUGGAGUAUCCGGGUGAGAUGGUUUGGUGGAAAACCCCGGAGUGGAGUGACUUCCGCGAUGAGUACCACCUCACCAGAGUAUGUUUGGAUGCUGGUCAGGAUCAAACGUUCCAAGGGGUUACGAACAUGAACUUUAUGAACUACCUCAAGGAGUCUAGGACUACCAAGGAGAAGGCCCCGACAGCAUGGAAUAUCCAGCUGCUCAAAGGAAUCAGCGAAGGAGUUGAUGAAUGGAGAAGAUGGCCUGAUCAAGUACGGCAAGCUCACCUACUCUGCAAAAUGGAUGGACGCCUCGAGGAUAUGAGUGAGAAGGAGCUCAAGCAAUGGGCGAAGCACGUCAGGGACGGCCACGUACCGUUCAACAAAAGAUGCAGAACCUGCGUCAUGAACGCAGGAAUUGAUGCAGAUGGCAAAUAUCGCUAUGCCUUGGUGGGUGACGAUGGAGAGUGUGACCUAGCUCAAGAGCAUCUAGACGAUGGUGGUGGAGUGGGGCUAGUAGAGUACGAUGACGACUUCUUGGUUGAGGAGGAGACAGUGGAGGCAUUGCCAUCCAGGGAGGAUCAAGUAGACUUGGAUCAAAAGAACGAGGACUAUCGCAAGUUCUACGAAGAGGUCUACAAGGAAGUGGGCGAUUCGCUUGAGUACCAAACCCUGCUCUACGUGAUGCCUCUACGUUCUCGGCAGAAGAUUGAUGUGAAUGCUGCAAUGAGACGGAUGUAUCUUCAACUGCGUCAAGAAGGGCAUCCUGUGACAAGGGUUCAUUCGGACAGAGCCCGAGAGUUGAAGUCAGCGACGCUGAGGCAGUGGUUGUAUGAGAAGGACGUUUGGGUCACCACUGGUGAGUCCCAGACACCUCAGCAGAAUGGUCGCGCGGAGGCUGCCGUCAAGAACCUGAAGAAGCACGCCAAGGUCCUCUUAGCGAGUUCGUCGUUACCUCGGGAGUGUUGGCCCCUAGCCAUGACUUUUGCAGCCCACCAACAGCGCAAGCGAGCUACUGGCCAAUCUACAGCAAGGGACCCAACCUUUGGAGCAAGGGUAGCUGUGAAGUCCAAGGUCUUUGGGACGGGAGGUUCCUACGAUCUUGAUCCUCGAUGGCGUGAAGGCUGCUUUGUGGGCUACAGUAGCGACGUAAGAAACGGCUUGGUGGUGAGGUGUGAAGACGGGACCUUCGUUACAAGUUGCCAUGUUCGAGAAGGCUUGGUGGACGCAGAGGCCAUUGUGGGAGAGGAACAACUUGAAGCAGAUCUCCCUCUCCCUACGAGGAGAUUGAGGGCGAAGGCCAGAUUGGCCUUCAUUAUCAACCCCUACGAGGACGUCGAGUUUCGCGCCAAGGAGCUCGAGGACAACAAAAUGUACGAAGCGAAGGAUGUCUUGAGUCUUUGGGAAGACCUGAAGAGAAUUCCUCAUCCCAAAAGACGAGGUGCAAAGCAAAUGUUUGUGGAAGGAGAUGGUUGCUCCUUCUACUCUGGUUGCUAUGUACAUGGUGGUGUUUGUGGAAUUAUGAAAACGGCCAAACACCUCCCGAAUGUGACCUCUUACUUGGUGAAGGCUGCGAAGGAAAUCACAAGGAAAAGUAGCUUUGGCUGUGUGGCCAUUGUGGAGAAUGUGGGUAUGGGACCGCAUCGCGACAGCCACAACCAGCAUGGCACCGAAAACACAGUGACGGCCUUGACGAGCUUUGAGGAUGGUCAAGUUUGGGUGGAGAAGUCAGAGGAAGUCUACAUGAACUACAACCCGGAGAAACAGUUUCCUUUCCACCUGGACAAUGGCAUCAAACCCAGCCCUGGAGCGGACGAUGAGGAGGAGCUCCACAAUUUGGGUUUCGAACUACCUUCGCGGGAUGUUCGUCCAGUUGACGCGAAAGAGGAGGCUGAGAAUCAAACCUCGAUGUUCGAGCCCCCGCAAGAGAGCAAUGAAGCUACGUGGUUCUCAGGUUUGAGCAAGCUGAAUGAGGACCAGAGGGAUCUACUUGAGGAACUACAAGAGCGUUCAACUACCCUGAGACGCCUUCUUGAGGAGGAGGAAAUCUUGGUGGAAGAAUAUCGCCGUAUGGGCAAACAAGUUACAGAGGAGGCGCAGCACACCCAUCAGCUACUCGUGGACAUGAUGGAGCAGACGACCGACGAGUUGAACCGCGCAGAGAAUGAAGAAGUGGAUCUUUGCUUGAAGGGUGCCCAAUGUGAACCAGAUGAAAGUGGAGAAAUAGACGAUGUGGAGAACCACCUCAACAACCUUCAAGGAGAGCUACAAGUUGUGAUCAACGUUCCUUUGGACCAAGUGAAGAGGAACCUACCAGCCUGGGUCCCAGCCAUUGACAAGGAGCUGGGAGUGCUUUUCAAGAACGGAGAGGGAGGCACCCUGAGAAAGAUCAGCCUGAAAGAGGCAAAGAGACGAGAACGAGCUGGUGAGCUAACGAUCGUUCCAAGUAAGCUGGUGUUCACUUGCAAGCCGCCCAACCAGGGCGCAGCGCCGAAGAGUCAUGGUGACACAAAGAGCAAGGAGCCAAAGGCCAAAUGGAGGAGGAAGUGCCGCCUUGUUCUCUGCGGCAAUUUCGCCGAGAGACCUGAAGGACAAAGCCAAGCCGAGCUCUACGCGGCUGGAGCUUCGGCGGACUCGAUGAGGGUCGCACUGGUCUUAGCCAGUGUGUGCUACUGGGCAGGCGCUGGUUCGGACAUUAAUGGAGCUUUUUUACUCGCCCCAUGGCCAAAGCACAUGAGACGCUAUGCCAUUCUGCCUCCAAAGACUUUGGUCUUGGCCGAAAGAGCCACAGACCUGGAAGCAUGGGAAGUGGACAGGGCCCUAUAUGGGCUACGGGAAAGUCCAGCAGUAUGGAGCGACUUCAGACGGCAACGCCUUCGUAGCGCCAGGGUGGCAUGGAAGCAAGGCCAUUUGGUGCUCAAGGCAACCGUCGUCGACCCCGAGGUGUGGAUGAUCCUUUACUCUGUUGAGGGAGCCCCUGAUGUGCUGGCUGGCGUCCUUGUCACUUAUGUGGAUGAUUUGCUGUAUUUGGCUGAGAACCAGGUCAUCAUCACGCUUCAUUCCUGGCUCUGCGAAGAAUGGCCGAGCAGUCCACUUGAGUGGACCACAGAUGGCACAAAGUACCUGGGUGUAGAGAUUGUGCAGUCAGAAGGUCAUUUUCUUAUAUCCCAGCGAGGCUACUUGGAGAGCCUUGUGAGGAGCUACGACCUGGAGCCUGGAGAGCAUGUUCGCUUACCAUGCCCUCGCGAGUGGCUUGUGGAUGAAGGCGAUGCUACAGUGGACCAAGAAGACUUCACCCCAGAUGAGCUCAAGAGGGCUCAAAAGAUAACAGGAGAACUGCUCUGGGUCACGAGGGCAAGGCCGGACAUCCUCUUCGUUGUGACGAUGAUGGCUUCAGCGUUGGCAAGGAGACCGUGCCAUGUUUACCGUGUGGGCUUGAAAGUAAUGGCCUAUUUGGCAGCAUCAGUGGACGUCCAGUUGUUAGAGGGGUUUUCGGACGCUUCAUUUGCGCCGUUUGGCGGACGAUCCUACGGAGCCUCAGCUAUUACCCUGAACGAAGCUGAAUUGUAUGAAGCGGCUCAGACUACGUUGCUGAUGAAGGGUGUUCAUGCGUUGAUCAAGGAGAUUGUGGGCAAGGCUGUGCCUCAGGCACUUUACAUUGACAACAGCGCUUCGGUCUCCUUGAUUGGGGGUUGCCAGGGCUCGUGGCGUACGCGCCACCUGAAGGUCAGGUGUGCGUUCAUUACCGACAUGGUACAGCAAGGCGAGCUUGCUGUGAGCCACAUCAGUGGCCAACUACAGCUGGCUGAUUUACCUACAAAGCUGCAUGGCAAGGUGCGCCUUGCCGAGCUCAUGAACCUUUGGGGCUUUGUGGGUGGGCCGUUGGCCCGCAUCAACGACAAGACGAGGGUUGCCGUGCUGAUGUGCCUCAUGGUAGCCUUGCUGGCCACCCCUACAGAGGCAGCAGUGCCUACUCAGGAGAUUGAAAAGAAGGCGGUGCAGCUCGCUGGCUUUGACGAACUCACAGUUGUCACCGUGCUAGUGUGCAUUGCGGCGGUGGCUAUGUGGGAGCUAGGAAAAAGACUGGGAUGCUGGCUACUGGGAAUCAAAGAGGAAACAGCAAAGGAAAGAAGGCUUCGAAGGCUUCGAGAUUUGGCGAGGACGGCAGCUCAGGAGGAGUUGGAUCGAGAGUACCUGAAACGGGAAAUCGAAGUCGAAACAGAAGCAUGGAAGCGACCUUUGAAGGCUGCUUCAAGCGACCCAGUGUCUUUACCUGGACCGAGCGUGAGGUCUACCGCGACGCAGACCCCACAGAUGAGCGAACCAGAGCCGCGAGUUCAAACUCGCAUUAUUUACCGGGAUGCCCCGGUACCUCAGGACGUUCCGGUGAGCCAGUUCUGGAAGACUAAUGAUCACCGGAGUCGAGUACACACAAGGAGGGACUGCCACGGCCUCCGCAACUCAGGGGUGGUGUUCAUGACGGAGUACUGCCAUUACUGCGAAGGCCGAACGCCCUUGUUUACAAGACAAGGAUGA